This is a messenger RNA of Marmota monax (woodchuck), 7015 nucleotides long. RefSeq names its product SMC5-SMC6 complex localization factor 2 (gene Slf2). The record is from RefSeq and is a predicted model, not a curated record. Gene Ontology annotation, biological process: positive regulation of double-strand break repair; DNA damage response; protein localization to site of double-strand break. Bases 168 to 3686 code for a protein of 1172 amino acids. Gene Ontology annotation, cellular component: nucleus; site of double-strand break. NCBI's taxonomy places the organism in Eukaryota, Metazoa, Chordata, Mammalia, Rodentia, Sciuridae. The transcript is spliced from 20 exons.
CCGCUCACACCGGAGUCACUUCCGAAGAGAGAGAACCGCCAUGAAGAGAGAAGGGGGUGCCGCCCACCUCUGUUCCGACAGCCUCCCCGAGUCCCAGCAACAAGACGGCAACCACACACCCAACUUCUCCAGCCACAGCUCAUGCCGCCGUCGCCAGCGGCGCCGACAUGACAAGGCGCUGCAUGCCCGCUAGGCCAGGUUUCCCCUCAUCCCCAGCCCCGGGGUCGUCGCCCCCGCGCUGCCAUCUGAGACCCGGUAGUACCGCCCCUGCUGCAGCGGGAAAGAGAACAGAGAGUCCUGGGGACAGGAAGCAGUCAAUUAUAGAUUUCUUCAAACAAGCUUCAAAACAAGAUAGACAUAUGUUGGAUUCUCCACAAAAAUCAAACAUCAAAUAUGGAGGAAGUGGAUUGUCCAUCACUGGGACAGAGCAAUUUGAAAGGAAACCAUCCUCACCAAAAAAAUCUAAACCCAAAAGGGUGUCAUCAGAGAAAAGUCCUAUUUUAGAAGUUCUCAUGAAAGGUGUUAAUAAAGAGCAUCAUAAAGAUCGUGAUGUACAUGAGUCACGUCGACCUUGUGUGUCACUAGGCUCCAAAUAUUUAUCCAAAGGAACAAAUAUCUAUGUUCCUUCUUCAUAUCGCUUGUCAAAAGAGAUGAAGUCACUAAAGAAAAAACAUCGGUCUCCAGAGAGAAGGAAAUCACUGUUCACUCAUGAAAAUAGCAGGGAGAAGAAUGAUAGAGAUCGAGGCAAGGCAAAUUCAGACUCUAAAAAGCAGGCCAUGGUGAGAGAAGCCGAAAUCUUCAAGAAUGGCUCCAGAAGUCUUAGUAGCCGGAGCAGCCUAUCCAGACACCACCCAGGAGAAAGCCCAUUGGGAGCUAAGUUCCAGUUGUCACUAGCUUCUUACUGCAGAGAACGGGAGCUGAAGAGGUUGAGAAAGGAGCAAAUGGAGCAAAAAAUCAACUCAGAAAAUUCUUUCUCUGAAGCAAGCAGUCUUUCCUUAAAAUCUUCUAGCGUGGGAAGAAAAUGUACACCGAGGCAGGAACAAAGUAAACAUAAUGAUGUCAUACCUGGAAAAAGUAAUCUUUCAAAUCUGGAAAAUGGACAUCUCUCAAGAAAAAGAUCCUCUUCUGAUUCAUGGGAACCUAAUUCAGCAGGUUCUAAGAAUAAAUUCCCUGACAAGAGAAAAAGGAACUCUGUGGACUCAGAUCUGAAAAGCACAAGAGAAUCUGUAAUACCGAAAGCAAAAGAGUCCAUCCUUGAGAAGCGUUCUGACGGACCACAUCAGAGAGAAAAAUUUAUAAGACAUAUUGCACUGAAGACACCUGGUGGUGUGCUGCGCUUGGAAGAUAUAUCCAAGGAACCAAAUGAUGAAACUGAUCACUCCUCCACAAGCUUAGCACCUUCAAAUUCUGGCUACCAUUCUUCCAGGAAUAGUGACCAAAUCCGUGUGGCGAGUACCAAAGAGACUAAGAUACAGAAACCCCACUUAUCUUUACCUCAGGAAAAAUCUACAAUUAAAAAGGCUAGCAACCUUCAGAGAAAUAAAACUGCUAGCUCUGUGACAUCAAAAGAGACAAAACUUCUACCUUUGCUCUCCCAUGUUCCAAGUGCUGGUUCUUCUCGGGUACCAUUAAAUGCUAAAAAUUGCACUCUUCCAGUUCCUAAAAAAGAUAAAGAGCGUUCCUCAUCUAAAGAAUGUUCUGGGCAUUCUACAGAAUCCUCCAAACACAAGGAACACAAAGCAAAGACUAAUAAGGCUGAUUCUAAUGUAUCUUCAGGGAAAAUUACUGGGGGAUCUUUACGUUCAGAAUGUGGCACUUCUACAAAGUCUCCCCCAGCUGCUUUGGAAGUUGUGCCAUGUAUCCCAAGCCCUACAGAACCUUCAGAUAAAGCCCCUUCAGAUAAAGAGAGUUCAGGAAAUUCCAAUGCAGGUAGCAGUGCACUGAAAAGAAAAUUAAGGGGUGAUUUUGAUAGUGAUGAAGAAAGUUUAGGUUAUAACCUAGACAGUGAUGAGGAAGAGGAAACCUUAAAAUCACUGGAAGAAAUAAUGGCUUUGAACUUCAGUCAGACUCCUGCAACUUCAGGAAAGCCUCCUGCUCUUUCUAAGGGGCUUAGAUCUCAGUCAUCAGACUAUACAGAGUAUGUUCAUAGUGGAACUUAUACAAAUACUUUAGAUCGUCUAGUGAAAGAGAUGGAAGACACACAAAGGCUAGAUGAACUGCAGAAGCAACUACAAGAAGACAUAAGGCAGGGCCGAGGCAUUAAAUCACCAAUCAGAAUCGGAGAUCAAGACAGUACAGAUGAUGAGGAUGGCCUCUUGGAAGAGCACAGGGAAUUUCUUAAGAAAUUUUCAGUUACAAUUGAUGCUAUUCCUGAUCAUCAUCCAGGUGAAGAAAUAUUUAAUUUUCUCAACUCUGGGAAAAUUUUCAAUCAGUAUACCUUGGAUUUAAGAGACUCUGGUUUUAUUGGACAAAGUGCUGUAGAAAAGCUUAUUCUCAAAUCGGGAAAAACAGAUCAGAUUUUUUUGACAACACAAGGUUUCCUCACCUCUGCUUACCAUUAUGUUCAGUGUCCUAUACCUGUAUUAAAGUGGCUGUUUCGGAUGAUGUCAGUUCAUACAGACUGUAUUGUGUCAGUGCAAAUUUUAAGUACGUUGAUGGAAAUAACAAUUAGAAAUGAUACUUUCAGUGACUCACCAAUUUGGCCUUGGAUCCCAUCAUUGUCUGAUAUAGCAGCUGUGUUUUUCAAUAUGGGGAUUGAUUUUAGAUCUUUGUUUCCUCUGGAGAAUCUUCAACCAGACUUUAAUGAAGACAAUCUAGUUUCUGAAACACAGACAACAUUGGGGGAGAAAGGAAGUGAAGAUUCAUCUUAUAAGCCAAUUUUUUCAACUCUUCCUGAAACCAACAUUUUAAAUGUGGUUAAGUUUCUAGGCUUGUGUACAUCCAUACAUCCAGAAGGUUACCAAGAUCGUGAAAUAAUGUUGCUGAUUUUGAUGUUGUUUAAAAUGAGUUUGGAAAAACAGCUGAAACAGAUUCCUCUAGUUGACUUUCAGAGCCUCCUGAUAAACCUGAUGAAGAAUAUCAGAGAUUGGAACACAAAGGUACCUGAACUCUGUCUGGGCAUAAAUGAACUUUCCAGCCAUCCUCAUAAUCUUUUGUGGUUGGUACAGCUAGUCCCUAACUGGACAUCACGUGGAAGGCAACUCAGACAGUGCCUCAGUCUAGUGAUAAUUUCAAAGCUUUUGGAUGAGAAACAUGAAGAUGUCCCAAAUGCCAAUAAUCUGCAGAUAUCCGUCCUGCAUCGAUAUCUUGUGCAAAUGAAGCCUUCUGAUUUGUUGAAGAAAAUGGUCUUAAAGAAAAGGGCUGAACAACCAAAUGGCACUAUUGAUGACAGUCUUCAUUUAGAACUUGAAAAGCAGGCAUAUUACCUGACCUACAUUCUUCUUCAUUUAGUUGGUGAAGUUAGUUGUUCUCAUUCUUUUUCUUCUGGACAACGGAAGCACUUCGUGCUACUCUGUGGGGCUUUGGAAAAGCAUGUUAAAUGUGAUAUUAGGGAAGAUGCAAGACUUUUUUACAGAACUAAGGUGAAAGACUUGGUUGCCAGGAUACAUGGAAAAUGGCAGGAAAUAAUUCAGAACUGUCGGCCUACUCAGGGGCAGCUUCAUGACUUCUGGGUACCAGAUUCUUAACAGAAGUUAUAGCAGCAAAAAUAUGAACCAAGAGAAAUUCGUUAAGAGCCUUUCCAAGAAGAGUAAAAAGAAUCACUAUGGAUUCCAGUGCUAUAGAAUGCUAAGAAAAUACACAGCAAAUGUGCCACUUGAAUAUCUAGUAUGAAGCUGGUAAUGAAAAAAUUGCCAUUUCUGAAGCAGAUAUGAAAUGUGAUCUGCUUAGUUUUUAAGGCAACUGACCUUUUAAAAGAGCAGAGUCUUACAAAAGGAGGGAAAGGAUAGAAGCACCUCAUAAUCUAAACCUGCCCUUAUUAAUUCCUCCUGUUAAAUUACAAGCCAAUAUCUUUUUGUAGGGAGUAUUUGUGGCACUUGGAUAAAUCAUGGGAAAUAUGGAAGAAAAGAGUUUGGACCAACUUGAGGAGUUGGACAUAGAAACCAGGACCAAAUUCCAGUUGGGUUUAAUUUUCCCUCUUUGUUAUUUUAGUAUGCAAAGGGAUUGCUUAGAACAGAGUUUAGUAACAAAGGCAUUGAUCUUUUCUGUAAACUUCUAUAAACUGCAAUAGGUUUCAAUCCCUGCAUUUUCCUUCACUAUUAAGAUUAUACAUCUAUUAGGUUUUUUAAAACACAUUUAAAUAAUUAAUCAGAAGUUUGAUAUGUCAUCAGAUCCCUAUAAGAGGAAGAGGUUAAGCUGUAGUGACUCUGUUUUUAAAAUGCCAAAUGCAGCUUGUUUUGAAUUGCUUUUAAAUGCAUAUAUAUAUAUAUAUAUAUAUAUAUAUACACACACACACACUUUUUUUUUUUUUUUUUUUUUAAUACUGGUUAAACCUUAGAAGUCUGGCCCUUGGUAGCCAUGUUACUGAAGUCUCUAUUAUAAAAACUUAAAUAUCUGGAAAAGUUUCCAAAAACCUUGUUUCCAUGAGUAUAUUACUUUGGCAGAGACCUGGAUGGUGUUUAUUCUUUGGGAUACUGUGUGUGUGUGUGUAUGUGUGUGUGUACAUACACACACUCAUGCAUGUGUGUGCUCGUGUGCUUGUAUUUUGAAAUUGUUGCACUUGAAAAUCACAGCUGCUCUAAAUUCUUAAACACUGGACAGCCAUCCUUUGGUUUUAAAUGGUGGAGGGUUAGUAGAAGCAUACAAUGCUGGUUUUAGCCCAAGGGCCCUUUAAAGCCAUUGGAUAGUAACCGGUUCUUACUAGCCAACUCAAAAAUUCUUUUGUUGACUGAAUGUCUCUUUUAGUAGGGUUUGUUCCUGAAAGAGAAUACUAUUUUGUUGUUGUUGUUGUUCUUUCAACUUUGGCUUGGGUGACUUGCUCUCUCCUGAGCACUCUCAUGUCUUUAGUUGUAGGGGAAAAGAUGAUGGAAGUGAAGGGAACUGGACUUGAUGUUUAUGGUUUGAGAGAGGAGAAAUUAAGUUUUAAUUAAGAACUAACUUUCUACCUCUAAACUGAGGCUUAGGAGUAAAGAAAAAAAAUUAUCUUAAAUUUAUCAUUUCAAUUUCAUUUCAAAUAGCAUCAGUAACUUUUGAGCUCAUGUCAAGCAUUGGGCAGUUAGAGAUUUUUAUAGACAGGACUAAAUAAAUCCAGUUCCUAAGAACCCAGGCUGAAUGAGGCUCCAAGAAUCAGACCAACAUGUUUUAUUCUGUGUUGAGUUUACUGGUAAGAAUAUUAUUAUUCUUGAUACUACCUCUCAAAGGUAUUGUUACAAAAUGCCACUUAUUAACUGAACGUUAAAGAGAUAGAUACAAAGAGUUAUAUUUGAAAGAAGCUUGAUGAAACUCUGGCAUCUAUCUGCCCAACAAUGGGGGCUUUCACUCUGUAAUUUAAUAUUUUGUAGAUACAUUAUUUGUGUGUAAUUUUAUAAGUGUUCAUAUUUUUCUCAUUUUGCAUUGUGUAAAGUGUACAAAAUCUCAAAGUAUAAAAUACUGCUUAUAUUGCUUGUAAUUAUAGUGUGUAAAUAUUUUCUAAUUGUGUACAUUGACGGGGUGGGGGACAAGUGGGUUAUUCAGGUUUUUUUUUAAGUGACCCUUUUGUAUUGCAGUUUCAACAGAUAACUGCCCAUCAAAUUUAAAACCACUUUGAUACAUUUUUAUUUAGCAGUUCCAAUAAGAAAAAUCUCUAUUUUUAAUUGUCUUUCUCCAUUAAAAGAAAACUAUUUCAUCUGUCCCUUUAAAAUAAAUGGCCAGACAUCAGUUUAGGCCCUUUUAUUUAUGACUCUGGUAGACAUCUUCAGUCUCCAGGUUAUAGUCCAGUCAGCAUUUGCAUUUGGGUUCUCAGAAAUUUUGUGAUUCUGUUUUAGCACAAGUAGCCCAUGGUUUUUCUCCCAAAUAAAGUAUUUUCCUUCACCCUCUUGAGUCCCCAUGCUUUGUCUCCCUCCUCUUGUUGCCCAGUGAAUGGGAUGUUAGAGAGGGAGAAAAUGUUCAUUGCACAGAGAAUGUCAGGCUGCUUUUGGGACUUGGCAAACAAAGCUUGCACUGAGUGGUGGUGUGUUUGGCAAUAUUACUGUGCCAAAAUUCACCUUGUUUAAUUAUCUGGAUAUAUAUAUGUCAAACUUAUUACCCUUAUUGCAAGCUGAAAAUUAAGAUACUUGUGUUUAUGCUUUUGUGUGUAACCAUUUGCCUUUUCUAACCUGCUUUUCUUGUUAGCUGAAAAUAUAGUUCUGUUAGUUAAGUGAAGAGGCUCAUGCAGAAAACACAUCUACGUAGCAGUAAAGUAACAGCAUUUGUACUUUUGCUGUCUGUCUCCUGAUGGCAGUGGUGCCUUUGUCACCUUUGGAAGGUUGGCGCUUUGUUUUCGUUUUGAAAUGCAAGUAGUAGCUUGCUUUUUACUUCACAAAAUCUCCCCAGAUGUAAAAGAUAGGUAAUGGCAUGUUAUCAUCCAGACUUAGUUGGAGCAUUUGCAUUUUUAUUUUUAUUAAAACAGAUUAUAGUUGGUGAGGACUGGCCACUAAUAAUGUGUAGGGUCUUUAAGAAUAAUUUUUAAAUUAAAGAAAUAAUAAAAUUUUUGAGAAGUGACCCAUUAACAAGUGACUUGAGUUGGAGAAUUAGAAGUUGACUCUUCUGGUUUGUCUCUGAGGGGGCAAGAAUAGGUACAGGUGGCUGGCCAUGUAGAGCAGUUAAGCAUGAUCUUGGUGGUUAUUUCUCACUCAUCAGCAGUGUUGGUGCACCUCAUUAUCUGUGCAUUUGUUUUCUUAAGAGUCGUGUCAGCCAGUGAGUCCACCAGUUCUUAGGUAGUAAAUGCAGAUUUCCCUUUUUUCGUUCAUUUUUUUUUCUUUUUAAGAUUUUAUACUACAUCUUGUUUAAAGUCCUAUGAAUGUAUGUGUGUGUUAUUAAAACUGCUUUUUCUCAGUUUGAA